AUGACGUGGACUGCAGCUGCAGGCGCGAUCCAACCUGAUGGUAACAACGAGCCAACAGGUUCCAGCCCUACAAGUAUAAAUAGCUACGAGGUCUCACCCAAAAUAGAUCUCUACGAUGCGAGCUUCCUCUCUCCCUCACACAGCGUAGGGUUUGGUUGCACCAUUGAAAGGUGGCAGGCAGCCCAAAGCAACCCUGAUCCUGGACCGCAUAAAGUAUCAACAAACGCCACUUUCUGCGGUGUCUCUGGCUUCCUCCACGGCGAUCACUUCAGCCAAGCUUCUCGAUUGGAUCGCGAUUCGUAUUGA
Molecule: messenger RNA, 306 nt
Organism: Aspergillus calidoustus
Lineage: Eukaryota; Fungi; Ascomycota; Eurotiomycetes; Eurotiales; Aspergillaceae
Source: the annotation of a GenBank genome assembly